Molecule: messenger RNA, 1170 nt
Organism: Salvelinus fontinalis (brook trout)
Lineage: Eukaryota; Metazoa; Chordata; Actinopteri; Salmoniformes; Salmonidae
Product: probable E3 ubiquitin-protein ligase makorin-1
Exons: 6
Coding region: 116-1108 (330 amino acids)
Biological process (GO): protein polyubiquitination
Molecular function (GO): ubiquitin protein ligase activity; metal ion binding
Source: RefSeq, a predicted model, not a curated record
AUUACAGGUCACAUGCAGAGAAACAGCAGCAGCGUCGAUUUUCCGAAGAUUCCCGAUUCGGAGCUCGACUUGCCGGAAGAUCCGGGUACUGGGCUUCCACCUCAACAUAACAGCAAUGGCGGAGGCAGCAGCUUCAGCGGCUCCAGCAAUAACAGGAGCCUGGACCAAACACGUCACCUGCAGGUAUUUCAUGCACGGGCUUUGCAAAGAAGGCAUCAACUGUCGAUAUUCCCAUGAUCUCAACACCAGCCAACCAGCUGCAGCUAUGAUUUGCAAGUUCUUUCAGAAAGGAAACUGUGUGUUUGGCGACCGGUGCAGGUUUGAACACUCUAAAGAAGACAUGCCUGGGCCCAAGCCGUCGCUGCCGUCCUCUGCCUCCGCCUGCGCCCUUCUCACUCCUACGUCCCUCACCGCCAGCGCCCUGGCCCCCGUUCCCAGUGGAUCAGCGGGUGGUGAGUCAGCGGACGGCCCAGAGAACCCUCAUGGAUCCGGGGCAGGGGACUGGGUUAUGGCUGCAGAGUUUGUACCAGGCCAGCCGUACUAUUGUGGAAGGGACCCGGUGAAGUCUGAAGGCAUGAGGAUGGGUCCUCUGCUGGAGCAAGAGAAAGACCCAGCGGUAGACAAUAAGGAGUUGAGGAAGACUCUGUGUCCCUACGCCGCCAUGGGGGAGUGUCGCUACGGACUUAACUGUGCCUAUCUCCACGGCGACGUGUGUGACAUGUGCGGUCUGCAGGUGCUCCAUCCCUCCAACGACGCACAGCGAUCGGAACACACCAAGGCUUGCAUCGAGGCCCAUGAGAAGGACAUGGAGCUGUCGUUUGCCAUCCAGCGCAGUAAGGACAUGCAGUGUGGCGUGUGUAUGGAGGUGGUGUUUGACAAGGCCAACCCCAGUGAGAGACGCUUCGGCAUCCUGUCCAACUGCUGCCACUGUUACUGCCUCAAGUGCAUCCGCAAGUGGAGGAGCGCCAAGACGUUCGAGAGCAAGAUCAUCAAGUCCUGUCCAGAGUGUCGGGUCACGUCCAACUUCGUCAUCCCCAGUGAGUACUGGGUGGAGGACAAGGAAGACAAGCAGAAACUGAUACAGAAAUACAAAGAUGGCAUGAGGUAAGCUAUGUACUGAUGAUAGGAGGGGGUAAGCUAUGUACUGAUGAUAGGAGGAGGGGGUAAGCU